UCGAGGCGAGAGCACGCGGCCAACAAGACGUGCGCAUGUCAAGUGGCAAGUUGCGAGUUGCGAGUUGCGUCGUUCGGUUUUCGGUUUGAGCCACAUGGCGUAUACGCGAUACGGUCCGUGCCACUGCGCCUGCAUUGGGUAUUGAGUCAAUAAUGGUCAGUGGUCGGUGCUGCGGCUGUAGUGCGUGAGCCGAGCGGCAGAUAAUGUGUCAAUAAUUGAUUGACUGGGCAAUCGGUACUGUUCGAUCAGCAUGUGAACAGCCCACAAAUAGCUGGGAAGGAACUUCGAUGUGGUCAGCAAUCCAGGUGAUGCGAUUGGAAAUAAGCGAAGCUAAGUGCAUCCAUCUGCAUUUGCCAAUUUGCAAUUUGCGCGUUGAGCGGCCGUCUUAAUGGCUUGCCGCGAUUGCGAGGACAAAUAGCGAGUAUCUGUGACCCGUGAGCCAUGUUCGAUUGAAUUUGAAUGCGGCAUCAGAAGCAGCAGCAGCAGCAACAACAGCAGCGACAACAAGAGCAACAACAACGGACAACAUGUUGACAACUCACCAUCUGCACCACCUGCACCACCAUCGCGGCAGCACGGCCGUGGAGCUGGACAAGAUCACCAACCUGAACACGCUCAUCGUGGAGAUCAACAGCCAUGUGGCGCUCUUCCGCGACAUGCUGAUUCACGUGGGCCAGGCCAAGGACUGCCCCGAGCUGCGGGAGAAGAUCCGGAAGCUGCGACGCACCUGCGUGGAGGCACUCAAGCACACCGCCCAGAUCCUGAUGCCCCAGGUCAAGAGCGCCAUGGCCGAUGGCAUCCUCACCGACAACCCGCACUUGGUGCUCCUGUUCUACAUGGCCCAGUUGUUCCUACGCGAACUUGUGAAGAGCUAUCGCCUCAUACAAGUCGUGCCAAUGGACAUGUCCGGCUAUUAUGAGAACCGGGCCGGGCCCUCGAACCUGGGCAAUGUCAUCAGCCAGAUAUUGUUGUGCAAGCAGUUCACGCCCGACUUCAACGAGGAGGAGCUGUGCAGCAUCACCAAAGACUCCCAGGACAUCGCCGUGCUCCUGUCCGAGAUGCAGGAGUACAUGCCCCAGCACGAGGCCUACUUGGAACGGAACGCGGCCCUGGACACCACUGGACCCUGGCAGGCGAAGCGGCGCCAGAACUACAUCUGCAAGAACAUGAGCCUGCUGUGCUGCGUCUCCAGGCCCAACUACCUUUGAGAGCAGGUGGACAGCGUGUAGUCCGGGCCGAACUAGGACUAGGACCAUCUGCGCACCCAACCACUACUUAUAUCAAUUACUAGCGCCUAAGUUGAGCCUGCGUACCCGUAGAGGAAAUUCUAGAUCUUAAGCCGAGGGCGGAACACUCAAUUAGCAUUGUAACAUAAUCAAAGGUCAACGGAGGGGACAGGAUGGCAGUGGACGACAUUGGCUGGUUCCUCGCCUCCCAGAGACAUGUGUAUAAUCAAAGUUAAUUAUGCUGCAUAUACAAUAUUAAUGUAAAACCAAUUACACCUAACUACAUAGAGACGUUUAACUAAUGUAACGCAGCCAGUUAAGACUUUUAGGCCAUUAAAAUGUACUCACUGUAUAGACCCAAAGGAAGACACACACUUACGUUAUCCGCAAAUGGUAUAACCCCUGAGUUAACACUAAGAUUAGACAGAGGCUGAGGGAUAGGGGCUAGAGUAGGGUGCUGGGAGCAAAUGGCAGUUAGAGGUAGUUCAAAACGACGUAGCCUUCGUAAGUAAGUUGAAAGCCUGGCCAGGCAAGUGCUAAACCAAAGCAAUACAGACAUGUUACUCAGAAACCGAAACAUAUAUAUAUUUAAUCAAAUAGAAGUGUAAUUGAGUGUCUCUAGGUUUCCGUUUGUUCAUUUCACGGUUUUCAAAGUGAACUCUGCACAGUACCUAAAAUCAGAACAAAUAAUUGUAGUCGAACAACAAACGAGCAACGUGUGACCAAUAAAAUUCAAGUAAACCAAAUGAAUUUGUUUAAAAAACAAGGUUUAUCAGCAAAUCAAUAUCCCAUUCUCAAAUGGUACAGUAUUAUUACGGCAGCAAAGAAUUUCAAUCAGCCAACUUUGUGUAAUAUUUAAGCAGCCAAUGAAUAUUUAUUUCAGCACAAAGGAUUAUUUGCAAAUAAUAGUUGGAUCAAAACACAAAGAGAGUUGGUACAACUAAUUAAAAAGUAAUAGCUGUUUUUUAUUUCAAGGGGAAUGAGACCAAAAAUGUAACAAUUAAAUUUUUAAAGUUAGCAUUUGUACAACCUUUAUUCGAACAUUUAUUUUGCCAAUAAUGAAGCGAUUGUAGGCAAAUAAAUUUAUUGCACCGCCAAAAUGAAUAAUUAUGUGCUUAUUGUGUUUUCGGUUCCAGUGAAAUCGCAUUAAAAGAGCGCAAAUUUUAUUUUUACAAAUUAAAAAUGCUUUUAAACCGCCGCAGCCGAGCAAAUGGAAAAUUCAUAAGUUGCUGGUGCUCGAAGGCAAAAACCACUUUUCAAUUGAAUGCAUUUUUCAUUUGGAGGGCACAUACUUUGGCCCAUUGGCCUCUGGUAUGUGUUGCAUAUUUAAUGGCAAUUAAUUGAAGAAUAUUUUUGUUGGUUGCCAAUUUAACUGGCAGGAAGUGAGCAGAACACUCGUUUAACAUUGUAAAUCAAUUUGUUGGGCAAACAAGUAAGUGCUUGGGCUCUCGACGAUUGCUGGACCGCUGAAAUGACAAUGAAAAUGUAAAAACUCUACUAGAACGCCCGAAAUACGAUGGGUCAAGUAGCUGGCAAAUACUUGUACAUACUUGGAACCCAAUAGAAUAUAUAUAUACGAACAGAAUCUCUCAUAAAUAUCGAAGUGUAGUUCAGAUUAUUUAAUUAUUUAUUUAUUCGAUUCUAGGCAUAAAUCAAACACCAAACAAAUUUACACGUCUCUAGAGAAGCUAGUUCUAAAAUAGUAUGUUUAUAAUAUUUAUAAUUAUUUACCUGUAUAUGAAUGUAUAUUGCUUAGAUCGUUUAACUAGGUACUCCAUCAAGCAGUCGUGAUUGUUAUAUGAUAUUCAUAUAAGAAUUAUCUGAAUGUAUUUAUUAAAUGUUUGUUCAUGUUGUUUAAAAACUAAAUGCCACUGAGAAGUAACUCAAAAACUCACACACACUAGCAACAAGAAACUAAAACCAAAAACCGAAACUAAUUACCAAACUGGGUACCAAUCAAAUAUGAAUAAAGCUAUUUUUAGAGAAACUAAA
Drosophila biarmipes is the source of this 3218-nucleotide messenger RNA. RefSeq lists its product as uncharacterized. NCBI's taxonomy places the organism in Eukaryota, Metazoa, Arthropoda, Insecta, Diptera, Drosophilidae. The record is from RefSeq and is a predicted model, not a curated record. Gene Ontology annotation, biological process: G protein-coupled receptor signaling pathway. The coding region runs from base 528 to 1208 and encodes 226 amino acids. The transcript is spliced from 6 exons. Gene Ontology annotation, cellular component: neuron projection.